Molecule: messenger RNA, 1933 nt
Organism: Ceraceosorus guamensis
Lineage: Eukaryota; Fungi; Basidiomycota; Exobasidiomycetes; Ceraceosorales; Ceraceosoraceae
Product: general substrate transporter
Exons: 4
Coding region: 228-1883 (551 amino acids)
Biological process (GO): transmembrane transport; carbohydrate transport
Cellular component (GO): membrane
Molecular function (GO): carbohydrate:proton symporter activity
Source: RefSeq, a predicted model, not a curated record
CAGACCACUGUAUCGACGUUUCACUGUAUCCAAUCAGGUGGCUCACUUACCCCGUGGGGAAUACAUUUGCAACCGCUGUCAUCUUUAAGAAGGCAGUCCGGGGCUCCACAUUCCGUUCUUCCCUCCUCAUCAAGCAAUUCGGCUUCCACUUCUCCACUUCUCUUCUCAGCCUUCUCCGGCCUCGACAAUCUUCACCCACCCUCUUCGCCCACACCCCACGUCACAAGAUGAAGAUCGAGUACCCACCCGAGAUCAACAAUCUCCGAACAUGGGGCCUCGCAACCGUUGCAGCCUUUGCUUCCGGCAUGAUCGGCUACGACAGCGCCUUUGUCGGUGGCACUUUGGCGCUGCCGGCUUUUCUUAGGGAGUUUGGCACCCUUGACAAGGACACCUCUUCGAACCUCGUGUCAACGUACCAAGCCGGUGCCUUCUUUGGUGCCUUCGCCGCUUACCCAACCGGCGUCUACCUCGGCCGCAAGUGGGGUCUCUUCGCUGCAUCCCUCAUCUUCACCGUCGGAAGCAUCAUCAUGACCAUCGCAUCCAACAACACUGGCCUUGGACCCAUCUACGGCGGCAGAGCCAUUGCCGGUCUUGCCAUCGGUAUGGCUUCCAACCUCGCUCCCACCUACCUGUCCGAAAUCGCACCUACCGCUAUCCGUGGUCGCCUCAUUGGUAUGUGGGAAGUUGGUUGGCAAGUCGGAGCCAUCAUCGGUUUCUGGAUCAACUACGGAGUCAAGCAGCACCAACCGGACACGAGCGACUCUCAGUGGCGCAUCCCAUACGGUUUCCAGCUUGUGCCCGGCGCGCUCCUCCUCUUCGGCACCCUCACCAUGAUCGAGAGUCCACGUUGGCUCCUCACCCGCGGCCGCGAAGAGGAAGCCGUCCGCAACUUGGAGAAGAUCAGAAAGCUACCUGCAUCCGACCCGUACCUCGUCGACGAGCUUGCGCUUUGCCGCGAGUCCAUCCGCGCGGAACGCGAAGUCGUCGGCGCGUCAUUCUGGGGUCCCAUCCGCUACACUUUUGGACAGAGCAAGCUGCGCUACCGAAUGCUCAUCGCAAGCUCUCUAUUCGCUUUCCAAAACGGAACUGGUAUCAAUGCGAUCAACUACUACUCUCCUACCGUCUUCAGGGCUUUGGGUUUGACCGGCACAUCUACUGCACUGCUCACGACCGGUGUCUUCGGUAUCAUCAAGGGUCUCGGAAGUGUCAUCUGGAUCCUCUGGCUCAUUGAGCAGCUCGGUAGACGCAAGAUCCUGAUGGGAGGUGCUUUUGGAGGAUCGAUCUGCAUGUUCUGGAUCGCCAUCUACAUUGCUGUCUCCAAGGUCGGCACUCCUGGUCACACUUCUGGCGAGCUAUCUGCCGGUGGACGAAGCGCUCUUGCUGCCUUCUACCUCUGGACGCUAUUCUACGGAUCCACUUGGAACGGUACGCCUUGGUGCUACUCCGCCGAAAUGUUCCCCACUGCCUCCAGGUCCGUUGGAAUGACCAUCGCUGCGGCAUCAAACUGGCUGUACAACUUCGCCAUCAGCAAGGCUACGCCAGCAGCUUUCGCCUGGUCUAAUUACGGCUUCUUCCUGAUCUUUGCCUGCUUGAUGGUCGUCUCCAUCCCAUACGUCUUUUUCGUGUUGCCGGAGACCAGGCAAGUUCCCCUGGAGCGAAUGGACGACCUCUUCGCCACUAGACCAGUGUGGAGAGCUGGUGAGAUCAUCCUCAACGACAUUGCGCAAAGCGAGAAGCCUUCGGACAACCUGCCUAGAGCUCAUCCCGACACCCUUGAGCGAUCCGGUAACAACCGCGACGACGGCGUCUCUACACCCGAGCGCAAGGACGAAGGAUCUCAGAAAGGACUCGAUGUAGAGACGGGCGACGCUCGCAACUACUGAUUUCGAUAAUGCGCAGUGUUCGCUCCAUAUGCACGCAAUCACUCGACCAA